CACGGCCUUCGCCUCCCGCCACACCUCGCAGUUCGUAGCAGCGAAUAAGCGAGCUCCAUUUGAUUCUUUGAUUACAAUGGAGUCCACCAAGGUCUCGGCGAUGCUCCUGCUCGCCAUGCUCGCGCUCUCCUCCUCCCCGCUCGCCCUCGCGUGCGGCUCGUGCGGCUCCGGCGGUAGCGGCAGUGCACCGUCGGGCGGCGGCGGCAGCGCGCCCUCGGGUGGUGGUGGUGGUAUCGGAGGAGUCGUCGGAGGAAUCGUCGGGGGUGUCGCUCCCGUCGUCGGAGGAAUCGUCGGCAAAGUUCCUCCUGUCGUAGGAGGAGUUGUCGGGGGAGUAGCUCCGGUCGUCGGUGGAAUCGUCGGGAAAGUUCCUCCGGUUGUAGGAGGAGUUGUCGGGGGAGUAGCUCCGGUCGUCGGUGGAAUCGUCGGGAAAGUCCCUCCCGUCGUCGGCGGUGUCGUCGGAGGUUGUCGCCCCGUCGUCGGUGGAGUCGUCGGUGGCGUCGCCCCGGUCGUCGGAGGUGUCGCCCCCGUUGUCGGUGGCGUCGUCGGAGGCAUCGCCCCGGUUGUCGGAGGAAUCAUCGGCGGCGGCAGCGGCGGCGGCGGCUACAGCCCGAGCCCGAGCCCGCCGAAGCGACACGGCGGGAGGAAGGCGUGCCCGCCAUCGCCGACGCCGACGCCGUCCACCCCGACGCCGUCGUCCUCGGACACGUGCCCCAUCGACGCGCUCAAGCUCGGCGUGUGCGUGGACCUCCUCGGCAACGAGGUGCACAUCGGCGACGCCCACGUGACGUGCUGCCCGCUGGUGAAGGACAUCGCCGGCCUGUCCGCCGCCGCCUGCCUCUGCACCGCCAUCAAGGCCAAGGUGCUCGACAUCAGCAUCUACAUCCCCAUCGCGCUCAAGCUCCUCGUCAACUGCGGCUGCGACGUCCCGCCUGGCUACACCUGCGCCUAAGCCAUCCUCAUGCACGUCACGUCCCAAACCAUGCACGUCACGUCCCAAGCCAUGCACGCAUUCAUUAUUCUCUCUCGAGUACACAGUUUAGCUUCAAUCAAAUUAAGGUCGGUCGUUAAUUUGGUCAAAUCGGUCGGGUGAUGAAGCCACUCGCUUCUGGGAUGUUCAAUUAUUCAGUGAACUUCUUUUUUAUUGGAUUUGCUUUUCUUGUUUUGCAAUGUUAAUUUGUACAUGUAGUGGCUCCGGAAAUUGUCAUCAAUUGUACUGUAUGCAUGUAUUGUAAAACUAUUUAAUUUAAUUCCCAGAUGUAACUCUUGUUUGCAA
Messenger RNA from Oryza sativa Japonica Group (Japanese rice), 1273 nucleotides. RefSeq names its product 36.4 kDa proline-rich protein. Lineage: Eukaryota; Viridiplantae; Streptophyta; Magnoliopsida; Poales; Poaceae. The record is from RefSeq and is a predicted model, not a curated record.